UUUCGGCCUAUGCUGUUUUUGAAAAUUGCUUACACAAACAGAUGAAACCAAUUUCUACUUUGGAUAAGAAGCUAUAAAGAAAACUUGACUAAAAGUCUAGACAAUAAUUUAGAGUACCUGAUUUGUGAAAAUAUUUAUUUCAACAUCAGUUUUUGACUUUUAAGAGCUACUGUGUUUUCAUGUCAACACUAUAUUAUGACUUUGUCAACAACUUUUGUUAGAAUUGUGAUCAUAGAUUAAAAUAGAUUUUUUUAGUUAUAAUCGUUAAGUUACUUUCUACAUCAAACUCUUCUCUGAUUUUAUGAAAACAUAUCAGUCUUACAAGCCAAAUACAAAUUAACCACUAUGCCUAUAAGAAUAUCCAAUAGACUAGUAAAGAAAAAGUUGUGGAGAAUAUUAGGUUUUUUUUCAUGUAUCAUUGGACUCAUUUCAUAUGCAUUCAGCUCUUCUUUCAAUCAUCUUUUUGGAGAGUGGAACUUCUUCAAAAUCGUUAUUUACACGGCGGUAAGUUUCAUUAUCAGUAGCAUGAUGUUAUUAAUGAAAAGAUUGAAACUUUCAAGGAGAUUCUUGAUGAAAGCUCAUUUGGGUGUUCUUGUUUUGUUGCUAACAUCUUUAUACUCUUUCGUAUCUGAUAAUAAAAAUUUGAAUGGGAAACCAGACCUAUUGAGUCUUAUUUCGUGCGCAGCCUUUGCUUUAAUGUCUUUUUGCUUAUCAAGACAUAUUGAUCUUGGUUUUGAAUCUGAUCUUCUCAAUUUCUUCCUUGGAAUUUUUACUCUUCAAUUGAUGAAAAUCAACUUGAUGCUAUCUAUUGUUGCUGCAAUCUUCUGUUAUUCUCUUAUGGUUCUUCGUUCUAAUUGGGAUUUUUGCCGUGAAAUUAGAAGUUUGAGAAUGGAAAAUGGUAGCGAUCAUCGUGAUGUGGCCAUAGAAAUUGAUGUUUUGGAUAAUGGUAGCCGACAGAACCAGUCUUUAAGAUGGUUCGAUCAUAAGGAUAGGUAUAAUUGGAAAAAAUAUGAAGAGAAAUCAGCAAAAGGAAAUGAAAACCAGAGAAGCUAUUAUAAAUGUACUUGGCCUAAUUGUAUGGUGAAGAAAAAAGUUGAGAGAAGAAUGGAUGGAGAUAUAAUUGAGACACUAUGCAAAGGUAUGCAUAAUCAUCGCUUGCCUACGACUAUAAUGAAGAGGAGUUCAUCAUCUGAAUAUCUUUAUGCACUUUUGCCUUCAGAGACUGGCCCCAUUAAUGACUUAACAAAUCAAUCAUUUAGCAGAGAUCAAUUGGAUUUUGGUGCUGAGCAUGAAAGUUUCUUCCUAUCAAUAUGAAAUGUUGGUAAUCCAAGCAGUUCGUUGGUGCCCUCAGUCGCAAACCCAUUGGUUCUGUUACAAACAGUGUCCCCUAUAUAACUGAAACGCGGACCAGCAAUGACCAAAAACAGUAUUAUCUUCAUGAACUGUAAAGUUAGAUAUCUGCAGGAAAAACAUAAAAGAUCAACUUCGGAAACAAAGUGACACUCCAUCGACAAAACAAGUGACAUGAUACUGAAAGCAGCGCCCGAAACCAAACUGUAUAGAUCUGUGAUACGAACGCAAGUAUUGGUGAAGACCCCAUAGAGUAAGUGGAAAUCCCAAUUGCAGAUAUAAAUGAAAGUCAAAUUUUCACUAAACGACAGUCCACAAAAACCAGCUUGGAUGGUAGACUUUCUGUGUGAAUAAAGGGAAUAUUCUAGAUAGUUUUUGUAGCUGAUUGUUAUCUUUUUCUGUUAUAACAUUUCCUACUUUUAUGCAAGUUUGUUACUUAUAAUAAGGUGAACCAAUUGAAGGAAGUUGAUUUGAAGGCGCAGGUUUUGAGGGGUCAAAGACUCGCUCAAACAAAUGAGAGAGACAUCACAUAUUCAACGAAAACCUUAAGGUGAUAGAUGUAUGAGUUCUCUCACUUAUAAAGUGAUCAACCUUCACUUUUCUAAACAAUAUGAAACUUAGAACUCACACUUGUUUCUCCACACAACUCACACUUGUUUCUCAACACUCACUCCAACAGUUACAACUCUAUUACAUCGUUUCAAUUUUAUUUUUUUUCGCUCCAACCAAAUUUCCACCCCACCAAUUUGUAGACCAUCAAAUUCAUCUUAUUGAGGGAUCAAAACAGGUGAAUGUUCGGCCAUAUCGCUACCCGCAAUUUCAAAAAUAUUAGAUGGAGAAACUCAUUAGGGAAAUGCUUGAUCAAGAUAUCUUAUUCCCAAUCAUAUUCUCUUUUCAUCAAUUAUGUUGCUUGUUCAAAAAAAAUGAUGCAUGAAAUUUUUGUAUAGAUUUUCACACAUUAAACACAGCUAGUAUUAAAUAUUAAUUUCUCAUUUGUACCAUCGACGAACUCUUGAAUGAAUUAGGUGGAGCUUCAAUAUUUACUAAGAUGGAGCUUCAACCAACUGUCGUGACUAACACCUCUAAGACUAAAUUAGUCCUAACCCUCUCGAGAAA
Vicia villosa (hairy vetch) is the source of this 2466-nucleotide messenger RNA. RefSeq lists its product as uncharacterized. Gene Ontology annotation, molecular function: sequence-specific DNA binding; DNA-binding transcription factor activity. Gene Ontology annotation, biological process: regulation of DNA-templated transcription. Bases 346 to 1314 code for a protein of 322 amino acids. The record is from RefSeq and is a predicted model, not a curated record. Lineage: Eukaryota; Viridiplantae; Streptophyta; Magnoliopsida; Fabales; Fabaceae. The transcript has a single exon.